Drosophila subobscura is the source of this 538-nucleotide messenger RNA. Its product is annotated as lysozyme B-like. The record is from RefSeq and is a predicted model, not a curated record. The transcript has a single exon. The coding region runs from base 39 to 470 and encodes 143 amino acids. Lineage: Eukaryota; Metazoa; Arthropoda; Insecta; Diptera; Drosophilidae. Gene Ontology annotation, molecular function: lysozyme activity.
UCAGUUUAUAGAAUCAACAACAACCCACAAUUCCCACCAUGAGAACUUUUCUAGUGAUCUGUUGCCUGGCUCUGGCCGGUUUAGCUCCUGCAGCCCUGGCCCGCAUCAUGGAUCGCUGCUCCCUGGCACGGGAGAUGUCCAAUCUGGGUGUGCCUCGGGACCAGCUGGCCCGCUGGGCCUGCAUCGCCGAUCACGAGAGCUCCUACCGCACCGAUGUGGUGGGGCCGCCCAACUCGGACAACUCCAAUGACUACGGCAUCUUCCAGAUCAACGAUCUGUACUGGUGCCAGCCGGAGGGCGGUAAAUUCUCCCACAACCAGUGCGGCCUCAGCUGCAAUGCUCUCCUGGACAACGACAUCACCCAAUCUGUGAGAUGCGCCCAAAAGGUGCUCUCCAUGCAGGGUUGGCCCGCCUGGUCCGUCUGGCACUUCUGCAGUGGCGAUCUGCCACCCAUUGACAAUUGUUUCUAGGUCUUAACAUGUGGAACAUGAAAACCCCAUCCUGAGGAUUGUACGCCGAAUAAAGAUUUCGGGAGGCA